AUGCAAACCGAUAAAACACUACGGAAGGUUGCGAAAUAAUGAUUAAUCGCUAUUAGCCUAUUAAACACGGUUGUUUAAUCCUUUAUUCAGCGUUGUAGUGGAGGUUCAGUGCAGCUGUGGCUGCUCCCGGAAGAAACAAGACAUGAUUAUUUUGUGUUCCUCCUGUAAAAAGACAAGCGUUUAAAAUCAGAUAUAAUCGAUACCUGUAUCUUGGAAACAUCAAUUAGCAAUCUUGACAGUAUUCUGUUGCGAUAUUUUACAUUUGUAAAACGUGACUAAAUGCAUAUGUGCGACACGUCAGUUUAUGUUUAUAAUUUUAUUUGCAGUUUUCCAUUUAUUCACGUUUUUACCCCAUACGUAAGUUCAAUGAUGCGUUUUAUUUUUGGUUAGAAACAUCAUCGGUGCAAAUGAAAUCAGUGACAUAUCUAUGUAAAAUAUAUUUAAAAAAUCUCCAGACGCUUUAAACAAUUGAAAAGCUAAUUUAGGUCACAUAUGCAUUAAGAUUAAAUAUGGCACGUGAACUAAAUCCCGCGAAAUAACAUUAAAAGUGCGUUCAUAACAAUUAUCUAAUUUAGACCUUUCAUAUAUUACAUGAUUUAGGAAUUAUAGAUAUUUUUUUAAUUUAAGGAUACAUGCUUUAUUCCACCGUGAAUAUUGCCUUCAUCCAGUCGUAGCGUCAUACGUCCCUUGACGUAAGAACGUGCUCGUCCAAUCAGACGCAGGGACAGAACAGCAGCUUGUGUUUGAAAUCUUCGCGCUUAGGGUUUUGGUUUUGCUUACUAUCAGCUCGAAUGUUGUCUAUAAAGUUAAAAAAGAGAAAUAAAACCUUCUUGUAAUACAAUAGACUAACCAUUCGUCGUGGAUUCAUAUUGUACCAUAUGAUACACAUACCUUAAGGAGCAGAGAUUUUCAGUGGGAAGCUGUAAAAUGUCAGAUGGAGAGGUGUGCAGCCACGUGAAAGUGGUGGUCCGUGUCCGUCCUUUAAAUAACAAAGAAAAGGAUGGAAAUCACAAGAAAGUUGUCCAAGUAGUCGACAACCACAUGCUUAUCUUUGACCCUAAAGAGGAAGAAGUGACAUUUUUCAAAGGACAGCGGGUGGGCAACAGGGAUGUGCGGAGGAGAGCCAAUAAGGACCUCAAAUUUGUGUUUGACAGCGUGUUUAGGGAGGACUCUUCACAGGUGGAAGUUUUUGAGAACACCACUAAAGCGGUAGUGGAUGGUGUUCUGAAUGGCUACAACUGUACUGUGUUUGCUUAUGGAGCUACAGGAGCAGGAAAAACACACACCAUGUUGGGCGCUAAUGAUGCUCCAGGAGUGAUGUUUCUUACUAUGAAAGAACUGUUCACUCGUAUGGACCUCAUCAAGGAGGACAAAGUGUUUAACAUUGCUUUUUCUUAUCUUGAGGUUUAUAAUGAGCAGAUUCGGGAUUUGCUAACUAACUCUGGUCCAUUAGCGGUGAGAGAGGAUGGCUCCAAUGGAGUUGUUGUUCAAGGACUCACCCUGCACCAGCCCAAAUCUGCAGAGCACAUCCUUGAAGCUCUUGAUUAUGGUAACAGAAACAGGACGCAGCACCCCACUGACAUGAACGCCACGUCUUCCCGCUCCCAUGCCGUAUUCCAGAUCUACUUGAGGCAGCAGGAUAAGACAGCCAGUCUCAAUCCAAAUGUUCGUGUGGCCAAGAUGAGCUUAAUCGACCUGGCCGGCUCGGAAAGGGCCAGUGUGACCAAUGCCAAGGGGGCUCGUCUCAGAGAGGGGGCCAACAUCAACCGCUCCCUCCUCGCUCUGGGGAACGUCAUAAACACGCUCGCCAACCCAAAAUGUAAGAAGACACACAUUCCUUACAGAGAUAGCAAGCUGACACGGCUCCUCAAAGACUCUCUGGGUGGAAACUGCCGAACUGUGAUGAUCGCGAACGUCAGCCCGUCCUCGCUCUCCUAUGAAGAUACACACAACACUCUCAAAUAUGCCAACCGCGCCAAGGAGAUCAAAUCCACUCUGAGAAGUAACGUGAUGAGCUUGGACAGUCAUAUUGGCCAGUAUGCUGUCAUCUGUGAAAAGCAGAAAGCUGAGAUUGUCAUGCUGAAACAGAAACUCAAAGAGUACGAAGAACGGAAGGUGGAGGUUCCUGCCCUUAAUCCAAUCCCUGUCCAGAGGAGAGCCGAAUUUGAGAAGAUGUCGGAGUCGCUGCGCAGCGUGUUUGCAGCACGUCUGCAGGUACGUAAAGAGCAUCUGGACAUCGAGAAGCAACUGAAUGAAAGCAAGCUGACUAUGAGAAACAGGGAGCUGUGGCACCAGCAGAGCCUCAUAUUCUUCCACGACAACAGGGCUGAAAGGGCCACCUGUAAGUAUGAGCGUAAACUGGCCUCCCUGAAGUCUCAUCAGGAGCAUUUGCAAAAACGCUUGAUGGAGAAUGAAAAGCACUUCCAGGAGAACGAGGGAUGGCUUCACCGCGUCGAAAACGAGAUGAAGUUGCUUGGACAUGAAGGACACUCUCCAGAGGAGCUAAAAAGAGAACUGCAGUGCCAUCAGCUGCAGCUGCAAAUCACUGACCUUCAGCAACACAUCGAACACAUGAGCCACCUCAUCAGUGUUCAAGACCAGGAAAACGCUCACACGCACAAGUUGGUGAACGCCCUACUGUCCACCUGCCGCCGGCAGCACCUGGCGUUGAAGGCCGCGAGCAUUGCCACAGAUGACGUUGAGUGGGAGGAGCUGGAACGGCUGGUGCAUAGAGAAAGGGGUGUGGUCUGGGCAGACCAGGAGAAAGCAGAGGACAGGGAUGAUGGUGGCACAGGAAGCUCUCAUCUACAGCCCAUCCUGUCUUUCUCACACCUGGUGACUCACCAGAGCACGCCAUGCAGCUCCGAGAAACACACACGCAGAACCUCGCAGCGUCUCAGACCAACACACUCAUCUAAAGGCUGUAGCCCUCAACAUCAGGAUGAAAAUGUUGAAUGUCCUCUUAAAAAACCAAUCAGGAGGAAACUGUCUGUGUCUCCUGCAAACCCAGAUGAGGGUGGGCCCAUUCCUGCGCUGUCCCAUUACCCUCCUGCCGUCCAGGAGGUCUUAAAACAGGAGGGCAUGUUCCCGCUGCAGUACACUCCUGAGGUGCAGCCGCCCACCUCCAGCAGCUUUGAUCCAAACUCCACUAUUGACAUUGGUCACAACGAAGACCCAUCAGGCGGUAAUGUCACUGUCAUUCUAUCACCCGAGCCCCCUGGCCUCACAACACUCCGGGCGCUACGUGCUAACAACGGAAAUGAACUAGCUAAAAGGUUGGAGAUCCCAUCUCUGCUAGACCUGCGAAAAUCCAAACCGUCCUACAUGGCGAUGACAUCAGCUGCUCAAGUUAAGCGCAAGUUCAACUGUUCCAACACUGGGAAAGAAGACAGUUCUCAGACCACGUCCACGGCACCCAAGCGCAUAAAGAGAGACGUCUGCGAGGCAUCUAAACCACUGCGAAUCCGUCGUUUUGGAGUGUCUUCAGAGAAUGAGCCAAGCCGUAGAGUAGUACGGAGUGUGUCUGAGGGAAACCUCCAUCAGCUUGACCAGCGCAAGCCCAAGUUGAGCUCAAUGAGGCCUGCUGCACUCUUUAAAAAAGUCACCAAGAGGAUGUGAGAGGUUUCCUCUGGCUAUCAAAGGCGCCGUUCUCUCAUUCACUGGCCUCACGCACUGCCUUCUCAUUAGAGUUGAUGUAGAAAUGUAAAAAGGAAAUUUUUUCUGUUGUUUUUAUUGCAGGAGCAGGUAUUCGGGCUUAAUUAUUUCUAGAAAACUGGAUUGUUUUUAUGUUAAUGUUUUAAAAUAUGAAUGUGCGUAGAAAACUCGUCCAGCCUAAUAUGAAGCUCACAUUAAAGUAUUAAUUGAUGUUCAGGUUUUGUAAAGCAACUUGGUUUUAUUAUUGCUACCGAGUGACUUUUUUUCUCCCUUUUUAAAAUGUCUUAAUUAAAAAAUCGCUCCAUUUAGAGAGCUACUUUCAGGUUUCUAUUU
Messenger RNA from Labeo rohita (rohu), 3987 nucleotides. RefSeq names its product kinesin family member 18A (gene kif18a). Gene Ontology annotation, molecular function: ATP binding; microtubule binding; microtubule motor activity. The record is from RefSeq and is a predicted model, not a curated record. Lineage: Eukaryota; Metazoa; Chordata; Actinopteri; Cypriniformes; Cyprinidae. Bases 928 to 3618 code for a protein of 896 amino acids. The transcript has 18 exons. Gene Ontology annotation, biological process: microtubule-based movement; mitotic spindle organization.